This is a messenger RNA of Anopheles nili, 1671 nucleotides long. It is a transcript of the gene Lkb1, whose product is annotated as serine/threonine-protein kinase stk11. Gene Ontology annotation, biological process: regulation of cell growth; protein phosphorylation; intracellular signal transduction. The record is from RefSeq and is a predicted model, not a curated record. The transcript has 6 exons. Lineage: Eukaryota; Metazoa; Arthropoda; Insecta; Diptera; Culicidae. Gene Ontology annotation, molecular function: ATP binding; protein kinase activator activity; protein serine/threonine kinase activity. Gene Ontology annotation, cellular component: cytoplasm. The coding region runs from base 1 to 1671 and encodes 556 amino acids.
AUGAACACCAGCCUUUCCACGGAAGUUCCGUACUCUAACGACCGGGGCCACCAUAGCAAGCUGACGAGUACAUCCCACAACAACAACGGAUCGUGUGUAAGCGCACACGACGACGAAGAGCAAGGCCAAGACCGCUUCGCUUUUGCCUGCGAUGAUCCCCCGUCGGAAGGAUUGGCCCCUUCCGGCCAAAUGCUGCAUAGCUCGGGCAGUCUAGAGGAUCUGGACGAUGUCUAUAAAACAUGCAACAGCCAAUCGAUGGUGGAAUGGAUCAACGACGAUGACGAACUCGAACAGCUGGACCUACCGAUCGGUCCGCUCGAUCCAACCAACUCCGUAUUCAACCGAGUGGACAGUUCAGACAUCAUCUACCAGGAAAAGAAAAAGAAAUGCAAACUCGUCGGAAAAUACGUGAUGGGGGAUGUACUUGGCGAGGGAAGCUAUGGUAAGGUGAAGGAGGUUCUUGAUUCCGAAACGCUUAGCCGACGAGCAGUGAAGAUUCUAACCAAGCGCAAGCUACGACGCAUUCCAAAUGGCGAGGAAAAUGUGCGGAGCGAAAUUAGGCUGUUACGCAAGUUGCAGCACCGCAACGUUAUUGAAUUGUUGGAUGUGCUGUACAACGAGCAAAAGCAGAAAAUGUAUCUCAUCAUGGAAUACUGCGUCGGUGGGUUGCAAGAGAUGCUGGAUUCGGUACCGGAUAAGCGAUUACCCACCCACCAGGCGCAUGACUACUUCGUGCAGUUGCUCGAUGGCCUCGAAUAUUUGCAUGGGAGGGGCAUCAUACACAAGGACAUCAAACCGGGCAAUCUGCUGCUAACACUGGAUCAUACGCUUAAGAUAUCGGACUUCGGUGUGGCGGAGGCCCUAGAUAUCUUUGCCCCAACGGAUGAGUGCCGGACCGGCCAGGGUUCGCCUGCCUUCCAAGCGCCGGAAAUUGCAAAUGGCCAUGAGGUGUUUUCAGGAUUUAAAGUCGAUAUUUGGAGCACGGGUGUUACACUGUACAAUAUAACUACCGGAUUAUAUCCGUUUGAGGGUGAUAAUAUUUAUAAACUGUUAGAAAACAUAGGGAAAUGCGAAUGGAAUCCUCCGGAAUGGUUAGAAUCCCGUUUGGCUGACUUGCUUGUGAACAUACUGCAGGCCGAUCCACUGAAACGGUUUACCCUGCAGCAGAUCCGGCAACACGAAUGGUUCCAGUUUGCCCCGAAUGCUACCAGUCCACUCGUACCGAUACCACCGUUGAAAGGCGAUUGGAAGAGAUGUUCCACCGUACUGCCUUAUCUGAUAGCUCAUCACUAUGAUAAUGAUCAGCCAACUGUUUACUACACCGAGCAUGAUAUCAAUGAAAUGGCUCGGCAACGGCACGAUCUGCUCGCUCAAGAAGACGGUCUAUACGAUCGCAACUACCUUGCACCGACGAUGGAAUCCCUCUCGUUCCACUCGGACGAUAUGAUAAGCGAAACGGGUUCGAGACGUCCCUACCAUCAGACAGGUGGCAGCGGCCGAACCACGUCUGAGAAACGCCCGUCGAGAAGUUUCUCCCUGUCACCCAAACCGAGCAUGAAGCAUAUGAUCAGCAGCUGUCCAGCCACAACGGGCAACAGUAGCAAACGACGAUCCCGGAAGACCGUCUCGUGUAUAUCGUGGCGCAAGUGGCCCCACUGCCGCCAAUCGUGA